AUGAAAGUCCGAAAGAAUCUAAAAGAUAUUUAUAUCACAGAAGAUUAUACAAAAGAAGUUUUGGAAAAGAGAAAAUUGUUACAAACUAGACUGAAAGAAGAAAGAAUGAAAGGAAAUUUUGCAUAUUUGAAGUACGAUAAGCUUGUGGUAAAGGAAAAUAAUACGACUAAGGAAAAAAGAAAAAGAGAAGUAUCUUCAUCACCCCAAGAUAAUACAACAAUUAAGAAACAAACCUGGACGCCUUCACAAAAUAGGCGUAACGCUUUUGAUGUAAUGAGAGCCAGAGCCAAUUCUCUCCGACUGGUCCUCGUGGGGGAAUACGACCAAGACCCUCUAAAUAUAGCAAACAAAAAGAAGAGAAAACAACGUAACGAUAUAUAUAUAGCUACUUUAAAUUGUCGUUCGCUAAGAACAACAGAAAAAUUACAAGAACUGGAAUUAGCAUUGGAUGAAAUAAAAUGGGAUAUAGUUGGAAUUAGUGAAGUGAGAAGAUUUGGAGAAAAAAUAGAGGACCAUGGAAAAUACAUACUGCACCAUAUCGGAGAAACGCCUGGUUUAUUCGGAGUCGGAUUUCUUGUCAAAAGAUACCUCGCCAAAGGUAUACAAGAACUCAGAGGAAUUUCAGAACGGAUAGCACUUCUCAGUAUUAAAUUACCUGUAGAUGGAGACGAAGAACAAUUGUGGUCAAUAAUCCAAGCGUAUUCGCCUACUGAAUCAAACAGGAAAGACGAUAUAACGAAAAUCGAUAAAUUCUAUGAAGAUCUGCAUUCGGUCUGUGCAAAGGCGCAUAAAAACAUAAUAGUCAUGGGAGAUUUCAACGGACAGAUUGGCAAACAGAAGAAUGGAGAAGAAUAUACCAUGGGAGUAUAUGGACAUGGCAUAAGAAGUAAAAACGGAUCUCGGGUAGUAUCUUUUGCUGUCGAAAAUAAAUUAAGUAUCCUAAACAGUUUCUACAAAAAGAAAGCAUCUAAGAAAUGGACUUGGAUUUCUCCUAAUGGCCUAUACAAAAACGAGAUCGACUAUAUCAUGUCUAACAAUUUAAAAGUUUUUAAAGAUUUAUCUGUCUUAAAUAAUUUUAAUUUUAACUCAGACCAUAGAAUAGUUCGAGCAAAGUUAUCAGAAGCACAUGCUAAAAGACCACGAAAAUUCCACAACAGUAUAAAAGCUAUUGAAUGCACCGGUGAUACUGAUCUACUUCUAAAUAAUCUUGAUAUAACAUUUCAAUGUGGUGAAAAAGGAAAUAAAUAUAAAUCGAUACAUGAAAAAUACAACAACUUACUUCAACAAUUAAAGUUAGAAACGAAAAAAGUAAAUAUGAUUAGUAAAGCAGAAAUAUCAUUGAAAAGUAAGCAAUUAUUACAAGAACGGAAAGAACUCAUACAACUUGGGAAAUAUAAUAAUGAAAGGUCUCAUAAGAUAGCAGAAAUAAGUAAAGAAAUUAGUAAGCAACUCAGAAAAGAACGAAAAACAAAAAGAUUAACAACAUUAAAAAAACAUAUAGAAAAGACAGGAGGAAUAAGGAAGGCGAUAAAGGAAUUAAACUAUAAAAAGGAUUGGAUUUCCAAUAUGAGAAAAAAAGACAAGGAAAAGACCAGCAAUCGAUCAGAAAUACUAGAAGUAGCAACAGAUUAUUAUAAGAAAUUAUACCAAAGUGGUAAAGGCGAACAAGUAACAGAGACAUAUAACCCAAAGACGCCAGAACUCUGGAAAUAA
This is a messenger RNA of Leptosia nina, 1713 nucleotides long. NCBI's taxonomy places the organism in Eukaryota, Metazoa, Arthropoda, Insecta, Lepidoptera, Pieridae. The record is from the annotation of a GenBank genome assembly.